Molecule: messenger RNA, 2098 nt
Organism: Notolabrus celidotus (New Zealand spotty)
Lineage: Eukaryota; Metazoa; Chordata; Actinopteri; Labriformes; Labridae
Gene: bub1bb
Product: BUB1 mitotic checkpoint serine/threonine kinase Bb
Exons: 9
Coding region: 163-1461 (432 amino acids)
Biological process (GO): meiotic sister chromatid cohesion, centromeric; mitotic spindle assembly checkpoint signaling
Molecular function (GO): protein kinase activity
Source: RefSeq, a predicted model, not a curated record
AUCAGCUUCCCCCAUAUCGUCUCGCGGUCUCUGUUCAAAACACACAACCGACCACCGAACAUCACUUCUCUUGCAACCAGGCCUCAACGUUGUAGCAGUAAUAACCCGAAAACCGAGACAAAGGAGGCUUUUCAGUGGUUUCAAGUUGUUUUAAUUCCCACAAUGGCAGAAGGAGGAGAUGUGGAAUGGGAGCUUUGCAAAGAAAACAUCCAGCCACUUCGGCGGGGCAGAGGCAUAUCAGUCUUGCAUCAGGCACUCAGUCAACAACAGGAUGGACUCAGCACUGCCAUAAACCAGCAGAGACAAGCCUUUGAGUCUGAGCUGCGAAUGUAUGAUGGAGAGGAUCCACUUGAUGUUUGGGAUCGAUACAUUAAGUGGAUUGAGCAGACAUUCCCACAGGGAGGAAAGGAAAGCAAUCUCGCCACGGUGCUUGAAAGAGUUGUGACCAAAUUCACUGAGGAAAAGAAAUAUCAGAACGACCCGCGCUAUGUAGACCUCUGGAUUAAGUUUGCGGAGAAUUGCCCUGAGCCCUUGGAUAUUUACAGGUACAUGCAAGCGCAAGGAAUAGGAGUCACUCAGGCAUCGCUCUACAUUGCUUGGUCUGAGGAAUAUGAGAAUCAGGGGAACUGCCGCAAAGCAGAUUUGGUCUUCCAGGAGGGAUUCAAGAAGUGUGCUGAGCCACAUGAGAAGCUCCAGCAGUUUCAUAAGGCUUUGCAAGCACGUGUGUCCCGGCAGGUGAUGAUGAAUGUGGAGGAGGAUGACAGUGAUGAUGAGCCUAAACAACCUGAGAGAUGUUCUCUUGCUGACCUCAAACACAGAGGGAAGAAGAAAGCUAUCGCUCCUGUCAACAGAACUGGUUCUGCAAUCAAAAGUGUUUCUGGAGGCCUGCAGUCACAAGGCACCCCCGUCUUUGGCAAUGCUUCAAACAGCCGGCUGGUGGUCUUUGAUGAGAACAAGGCUCAAAGUGCCGGCCCCUCAGAACCUAGGCUGGAAUCGUGGGUGGCCCCCCCCACUUCUAGGGCGAAGGAGAACGAACAGAGGCCAGAGAGAUGGUGCGAUGUCAAGAUGCCCCAGAAGUCAAAAUUUGGACGCACUGUUAUGGCUCCACCGCCUCAAAAGCCCACCUUUCAACCAUUUGUUGAGGAGUUAGAUCAGCCUCCCAUCAUGACUCCAUGUAAGAUCAACCCAGCAGUGAACACAGUUUUAUCGUCCCGUAAGCCCUGCAGAGAGGAAACUCCUCUAAAGAGACUACAAGAGCACCAUCAGCAACAGAAGGAAGCAGAGUCAGGAAAACGACAGGAGCAGAGUAUGUACUGCAAGGAGCUGCUGCUCAGUGGCGCCACUGAGUUCUGCUUUGAGGAACUGCGGGCUGAACGCUACUUUAAAAAGACUGUACAGGACUCUCAGGAGGUCAGAGGUGAACAGGAUCAAAUGAGUGCCAGUGGUCCCAGUGCAUGCUAAGAAGACAGUUAUUUUUACUGUAUUUUUACUUUCUUUUAGACAUGUAUUAUGUAACUACUGCUGUGUGUCUUUUGCUGUACUCCUGUAAAUAUUUUGUCCAUUGGGAUCUAGUUCUCUGAAAUGUCAAAAGACAAAACGGGUACAGCUUUUUGAAAUCCUGUUAGCAGACGUCACAGUAUUGUUGUGUGAUGGAUUCACUGAAAUACAGCUGGUGGAUCAAACAAUUGGAUCAUCUGUACUGUGUGAUUGAAGCCAGUACAAAACACAGCAAACAGAGGACAACAAAGACUUCAUCUUUACAUUUCCAACACAGUUUAGUCUUGAAAUACUGAAACUACUACUCCUUGUAUGUUUUAUGGUAACUUGCUGUACAUUGCUUUUCUACAACAGCUCAAUUCUCUUUCUACUGGCUUUUGUACCUGAUUUCCCUCUUUAAUCCAUUCAUCAAAUUUUCUUAACUGGUUUCUCAAGAGCUGUUUUUUAUGUGCCGGCUCGUUAAGUCUUGUUUUUUGAACAACCUCUGAAAGAGGGCUUUAGUGAGGGGAUUUGAUCUGUUUUUAUAAUGUCCCACUUUAAGUGUAAUGUCCCUCAAGGCCAUUUUUCAUUGAUGUUCAAUAAACUUAUAUGUUUAAAUGUC